UGUCUUCAACCACCAUCGACAUGUACCACACAUUGCUACUGAGUUGCACCUUAGUGGUCGUCGCCAGGUCCGCGGCAGUAGCCCCUGUUGCUGCCCCCGCCUAUAGCGCCAUCCCCAAUUACCAAGCAGCCGCCCCCACGUACCAAGCCGCCCCCAGAGUAGAGGAGUACGACCCUCAUCCCCAGUACACCUUCACCUACCACGUAGAGGACCAACACACCGGCGACUCUAAAACCCAGAGCGAGAGACGCGACGGAGACGUCGUCCAGGGAGCUUACAGUUUGAUAGAGCCCGAUGGUAGUCGCAGGACCGUAGAGUACACCGCCGACGCUCAAAACGGGUUCAACGCCGUCGUCCACCGUGAGCCAGCACGUCACCCCGCCCCCGCAGCUGCCCCCGCUAGGGUCGCCGCCCCCGUGUACGUCGCCGCUGCCCCCACAGUCGCUGCCCCAGCAGCCCAGUACGUUGCAUCAGCACCUUAAUACACAUCAAGUCGCCAGUCCUACUGAGGUGUACAUAUGACUAGUAUCCAUCUUUAAAUUAUUUCUAGGGAAAUUGUUUGUAAUCUUAUAAAGCUAUGUGAUAAUUUACUAUUUUAAAUACAAUCAUGCUGUAUU
Molecule: messenger RNA, 617 nt
Organism: Macrosteles quadrilineatus (aster leafhopper)
Lineage: Eukaryota; Metazoa; Arthropoda; Insecta; Hemiptera; Cicadellidae
Product: cuticle protein 7-like
Exons: 3
Coding region: 21-482 (153 amino acids)
Cellular component (GO): extracellular matrix
Source: RefSeq, a predicted model, not a curated record